AUGAGGACAGGGACCAUGGAUCGAGGACAGGGCGCUCUGGCAAAGCGGCACGACCUCCACAGCCCAUCACCGCUCUUCCCGCAUUCCCGCCUUCCCGCCUUUGGCCAUUCCCAGUGUCCGCCCACCCUACCUGGGGCCCGGAACCCCGGCCGGUUCACAGCAUCGCGCAUGCGCGCGUGCUCCGGGCCGCCCGAAGGAAAAGGGCGGGGCCGAGGGGCCAAACCCACGGGGGGAGGGGCGGCGCCGGUCACUCAGGCGUUGGGCUCCGUUUCGGUUUCACUUCCGGUGAGGGGCCGCCUCGGAGGAGCUGGUGGUGGAAGUGCGGGGCUCCAGUGGCGCUUUCUACAAGGUACUUGGCUCUUGGGCAGGCCCCAUCGUCAGCCUCCCUUCCCUCCCUUUUCUUCUCUGCCUCGGCGGGAGGCAGGCCUGGGGCCCUCUUCCCGAGCCUGGCGCCCAAGGGCCGGGGCGCGCUCAGCGGGAUCUUGUUCGGUAGGGAAGGUCUGGACUCGGGGCCUGCAGGAUGCCCCUGAGUUCCGCUCCUUCUCCUGCGAGAGGCCCCGGCGCCUGGAGGAAGGAGAAACGGACGGGGAGAAGGCUCCCUUUCGGGCCAAAGCCGCCCUGCCAGGGAGAGCUGGGGGUGGGCCCGGCGGGCGGCAGGUACAAGAUCCCGGCGGAAAGGGCCAGAAUUCGCGCGAAGUGACGUCCAGCAUUCGGAUUUCGGAGAGCUCCGCUGUUCUGGAUGUUCAUGAAGAUUCAAUAACAGUUGCAUUUGAAAACAACUGGCAGCCAGAGAGGCAGAUUCCAUUCCAUGAUGUGAGAUUCCCCCCACCUGUAGGUUAUAAUAAAGAUAUAAAUGAAAGUGAUGAAGUUGAGGUUUAUUCCAGAGCAAAUGAAAAAGAGCCUUGCUGUUGGUGGUUAGCUAAAGUCAGGAUGAUAAAGGGUGAGUUUUACGUGAUAGAGUAUGCAGCAUGUGAUGCUGCAUACAAUGAAAUUGUCACAAUUGAACGUUUACGAUCCGUGAAUCCCAACAAACCUGCCACAAAAGAUACUUUCCAUAAGAUCAAACUGGAAGUGCUAGAAGACUUACGACAAAUGUGUGCCAAACAAUCGGCACAUAAGGACUUUAAAAAGGCAGUUGGCACCUUUUCUGUAACUUAUGAUCCAGAAAAUUAUCAGCUUGUCAUUUUGUCCAUCAAUGAAGUCACCUCUAAGCGAGCACAUAUGCUGAUUGACAUGCACUUUCGGAGUCUGCACACUAAGUUGUCUCUGAUACUGAGAAAUGAGGAAGCCAGUAAGCAGCUGGAGAGUUCAAGGCAACUUGCCUCAAAGUUUCACGAACAGUUUAUCGUACGCGAAGAUCUGAUGGGUCUAGCUGUUGGUACACAUGGUGCUAAUAUUCAGCAAGCUAGAAAAGUACCUGGGGUCACUGCUAUUGAUCUAGAUGAAGAUACCUGCACAUUUCACAUUUAUGGAGAGGACCAGGAUGUGGUGAAAAAGGCUAGAAGCUUUCUUGAGUUUGCUGAAGAUGUUAUACAAGUUCCAAGGAACUUAGUAGGCAAAGUAGUAGGAAAAAAUGGAAAACUGAUUCAGGAGAUGGUAGACAAGUCAGGAGUUGUAAGAGUGAGAAUUGAGGCUGAGAAUGAGAAAAAUGUUGCACAAGAAGAGAUAUGUUACAGUACAUGUGAAAUCAGGCCACUGAAUUCCCUACCUUCCGAUAAUUCAAGGGUUGGACCUAAUCCCUUGGAAGAAAAGAAUCAUUUAGAUACAAAGGAAAACAGCACCCAUUUUUCUCAACCUAACAGUACAAAAGUCCAGAGGGUGUUAGUGGUUUCAUCGAUUGUAGCAGGGGAAUCCCAGAAACCUGAACUCAAGGUUUGGCAGGGUAUGGUACCAUUUGUUUUUGUGGGAACAAAGGACAGCAUCACUAAUGCCACCGUUCUUUUGGAUUAUCACCGGAACUAUUUAAAGGAAGUAGACCAGUUGCAUUUGUAGAGAUUACGAAUUGAUGAGCAGUUGCGACAGAUUGGAGCUAGUUCUAGACCACCACCAAAUCGUACAGAUAAGGAAAAAGGCUAUGUGACUGAUGAUGGUCAAGGAAUGGGUCGAGGUAGUAGACCUUACAGAAAUAGGGGGCACGGCAGACGCGGUCCUGGAUAUACUUCAGGAUCUAAUUCUGAAGCAUCAAAUGCUUCUGAAACAGAAUCUGACCACAGAGAUGAACUCAGUGAUUGGUCAUUAGCUCCAACAGAGGAAGAGAGGGAGAACUUCCUGCUCAGAGGAGAUGGACGACGGCGUGGAGGCGGAGGAAGAAGACAGGGAGUGAGAGGUCGUGGAGGAGGCUUCAAAGGAAACGAGGAUCAUUCCCGAACAGAUAAUCGUCCACGCAAUCCAAGAGAGGCUAAAGGAAGAACAGCGGAUAGAUCCCUUCAGAUCAGAGUUGACUGCAAUAAUGAAAGGAGUGUCCACACUAAAACAUUACAGAAUACCUCCAGUGAAGGUAAUCGACUGCGCAGGGGUAAAGAUCGUAACCAGAAGAAGGAAAAGCCAGACAGCGUGGAUGGUCAGCAACCACUCGUGAAUGGAGUACCCUAAACUGCAUAAUUCCGAAGUUAUAUUUCCUAUACCAUUUCUGUAAUUCUUAUUCCAUAUUAGAAAAUUUUGUUAGGCCAAAGACAAAUAGUAGGCAAGAUGGCGCAGGGCAUGAAAUGAACACAAAUUCUGUUAAGACUUAAAUUUUUUUGGUAUUGGCCAUAAGCAACAAUUUUCGGAUUUGCACAAAUAAAAUCUUGAAUUUUGAAACCUUGCUUUUAUGUAUACUUAGCUCUUCAGGACAGGAUUUUAGUUUGUUUCAUUUUUUAAAGUACUGAGCAGUGAUACUAUGUUAAUUUGGAACAUUUUCCUGAAUUUUGGGUGAUAGCUCACCAGUACAUUUCAGUUUUCCUGAAUAAAUAGCAUUUAUGGUAA
Molecule: messenger RNA, 2964 nt
Organism: Choloepus didactylus (southern two-toed sloth)
Lineage: Eukaryota; Metazoa; Chordata; Mammalia; Pilosa; Megalonychidae
Gene: FMR1
Product: FMRP translational regulator 1
Exons: 20
Biological process (GO): regulation of dendritic spine development; regulation of filopodium assembly; positive regulation of protein phosphorylation
Cellular component (GO): nucleus; axon; dendritic filopodium
Molecular function (GO): translation regulator activity; protein homodimerization activity; mRNA 3'-UTR binding
Source: RefSeq, a predicted model, not a curated record